UCCACUCACCUGCCAGGUGCGCAACGAAGAUGAUGGCCAUGAACGGCAAGCAGCACUUCACCAUGCACCCCGCGCUGCACCCGAGCUCCGACGGCAUGCGGCGCGUGUGCCUACCUGCCCCGCAGCUCCAGGGCAAUAUAUUCAGCGGCUUUGAUGAGAGUCUCCUGGCCCGCGCUGAAGCUUUGGCGGCGGCUGACAUUGCAAAGAGUCACCCUUUCAAGACGGACGUCACCUACCAUACCAUGAGCAGCGUGCCUUGCACCUCCUCGUCGUCCACGUUGCCCAUUUCUCACCCUUCAAACAACCUCCCCUCGCACCAUCACCACCACCUGAGCCACCAGACUUUGGAAGGAGAUCUACUCGACCACCUUUCCUCUAGUUUGUCGGUCAGCGGCAUGGGCGCGCCGACGGAUCCUUCGGUGAUGACCACCCAAGCCCACCAGCACCACCUGCAAAUGGGUCACCUGCACCAAGCCAUGGCCAUGGGCCACCCGCACACCCUGUCGGUGCACAACGGGAUGGCGUGCAUCAGCGACGUGGAGUCCGAUCCCAGGGAGCUGGAGGCGUUCGCCGAGAGGUUCAAGCAGCGGAGGAUUAAGCUCGGGGUCACCCAGGCGGAUGUGGGUUCUGCCCUCGCCAACCUCAAGAUUCCGGGCGUCGGGUCGCUUAGCCAAAGCACCAUCUGCAGGUUCGAGUCCCUAACCCUUUCCCACAACAACAUGAUAGCCCUCAAACCCGUCCUCCAAGCCUGGCUGGAGGAGGCUGAAGCGGCUUACCGGGAGAAAAACGGCAAACCGGACCUUUUUAACUGCAACGAGAGGAAACGAAAGCGCACGUCGAUCGCGGCUCCGGAGAAGCGAUCGCUCGAGGCGUAUUUCGCCAUCCAGCCGCGACCGUCGUCGGAGAAAAUCGCGGCUAUUGCGGAGAAGUUGGAUCUGAAGAAGAACGUGGUUCGGGUUUGGUUCUGCAACCAAAGGCAAAAACAGAAAAGGAUGAAAUAUUCGGCGGUGCACUAGUGUUGAUGUUGAGAAUUAGACAUUUUAGGAGCUUCACAUGCAGGGAUCUAAAUAUCUUUAAUCGUUGUAAGCCUAUAAAGACUCCUUUUCGUAUAUUGCCUUCACUUGGUGUAGCCUAUUUUACACAUUGAUAUUGACCAAUCUUUGGCCGGACUUUAUACAACCCCGUGUUCAUGUACACAGUGUAUACAUUAUAUUAUAUAUAUUACAUUUAUACACAGUGUUCAUGUGUAGUACUAAGCAAUACUAUUUAACAUGUAGCACUUACCGUUUAGUUAUUUUACGGGACUGACUGUGAGAACACACUGUUACUGUUAUUACUAAAUGAAUCAUGGAAACUUAAUAUGUGUAACAUGGGCAUCGUAAUGUAAAUCGUUCCCUAUUAUUUUUGUUAAAAUGAAUACGGUAUGAAGUCUGAAUUUUAAGCAAGCGAACGCAAUCCUUUCAUUUAAAAUAAUUUGCUUUAAAUAUAUUUUCAGGAGAUUCAUCGAAAGGCUACUAUAACUUUGUUUCAGUAUUAUCACACGUGAAAUUAUAUUUUGAAGUGUGUACGUGUGUUUUGGUAUUUAAAGACGUAUUUAUUUAACUAUUACAAUUUACGCACAAGGUGUUGCUGGAGUAUCACAUGAAAUGUCAUUUGAAAUGUGUUUGUAAUAUUUGUUUGAAUGUCUCGUGACUGCAUAUAUGAUGUAAAUCACAUGUUCUCACAAACUGUCACGAAAUAUUUCUUCGUAUUCGUGAAUGAUCGUCAGUAAGUCAAAGUGAUGACGAUGAAAAUAUGCAAAAACUGAUGGUGUGAAGAAUGCUGCUAUUUGGUUUGCAUAAAUGUAGCCACUACAAUCACUCUCACGUUUAUUCUUCACAUUACACUGUGUGACUUUGAAUGUUAUUUA
This is a messenger RNA of Triplophysa rosa, 1909 nucleotides long. It is a transcript of the gene pou4f3, whose product is annotated as POU class 4 homeobox 3. The record is from RefSeq and is a predicted model, not a curated record. NCBI's taxonomy places the organism in Eukaryota, Metazoa, Chordata, Actinopteri, Cypriniformes, Nemacheilidae. Gene Ontology annotation, biological process: regulation of transcription by RNA polymerase II. Bases 30 to 1016 code for a protein of 328 amino acids. The transcript has 2 exons. Gene Ontology annotation, molecular function: DNA-binding transcription factor activity, RNA polymerase II-specific; RNA polymerase II cis-regulatory region sequence-specific DNA binding.